Molecule: messenger RNA, 924 nt
Organism: Entrophospora sp. SA101
Lineage: Eukaryota; Fungi; Glomeromycota; Glomeromycetes; Entrophosporales; Entrophosporaceae
Source: the annotation of a GenBank genome assembly
AUGACCACUUUUCCUAAAGAUGAAGUUAUUAUAGGAAUUGCACUAAGUAGUCUAGCGAUAAUUGUCGCAACUUCUAAAAAUUUCAUAAGAUUAUUCACGCUUUCUGGUGUACAACUUUAUAUCUUUGCAUUGGAUUCAGUAGUUUGUAUGGAUGCUUACCAAGAGUUUGCUUUGAUUGUAUAUCAUCUAGGAACAGGUUAUCGAGGAUCGCAAAAUCUUGGAUAUAUGUUGUAUAAUGUAGAAACAAAUGAUAUUGUUCAAAAAGAACAAUUGCCAAUAUCUAAAGAUUCAACUUUAGAAUGGAUUGGAUUUUCAGAUAAAGGGUUACCAGCAAUGUAUGAUUCUGAAGGAGUGUUAUCUAUUUUACAUCGUCACAGACAAUAUCACCAAGCAAGAUGGAUACCUGUUUUGUAUACUCGUAAUAAUCCAAACCCUGAUGAUGAAGCAUCGUAUUAUUGGCCUGUUGGAUUAAAUGAAAACAAAUUCUUGUGCAUUGCUUGCAAGGAUGGCGAAAGAAUGCCACGUUAUCCAAGGCAAAAGUUUCAUGAAUUUGAUUGGCAAAUCCCUCUUUUAAAUCUUGAUAAGCCAAUUGGUAAAACUGAAGAAGUAUAUGCCCGUAUGAAUCUAUUAAUAAAAUUUGAGUGUGAUGAAAUCAGGGCAAAGAAAAAGUCAAUUGAUGAAGAAAAACAAAAAGAACUUGUUAAGAAACAUUUGGAACUCGAUAAAAUGUUGUUAACGACUAUAAGAACGUCAUGUAAAGAAUCAAGACUACAGCAUGCAUUAGAUUUAGCAAAGUUAUUAAAUUCAACGAAAUCCUUGGAAUCAGCUAUUAAAAUUGCAUCAUUUUAUGAGUCCCAUUCGUUAGCUGAAAAAAUACAUAAAUUAAAAUCAGAUAAAUUAAUUAAACAAAAUGAGAAUUCUUAA